AGCUCUCUUCUGAGGAAACGAAACUGAUCUGAGUCUCUGUGUCGUCUGUCUGUGUGAGAGUGAACAACCGUCCAAAUGGCUCAGCAAGGAGUUCUGCUGGACCAGGACCAGUUCUGUUGUUCUGUCUGUCUGGAUCUACUGAAGGAGCCGGUCACUACUGCCUGUGGACACAAUUACUGUAGAAUCUGUAUUGAGGGCUGCUGGGAUCAGGAUGUUCUGAAAGGGGUCUAUAGCUGUCCUCAGUGCAGACAUACCUUCACUCCAAGGCCUACGCUGAUGAAAAAUAACAUGUUGGCUGAGCUGGUGGAGAAACUGAGGAAGACAGGACUCCAGGCUGCUCCCCCUCCUGCUCUGUGCUAUGCUGGACCUGGAGAUGUGGCGUGUGAUGUCUGCACUGGGACCAGAAAGCAGAAAGCCCUCAUGUCCUGUCUGCCGUGUCUGGCCUCUUACUGUGAGACUCACCUCCAAUCUCACUAUGAAUCUCCUGCUUUGAAGAAGCACAAGCUGGUCAAAGCCACCGCACAACUACAGGAGAAGAUCUGCUCUCAUCAUGACAAACUGCUGGAGGUUUACUGUCGUACCGAUCAGCAGUGUAUCUGUUAUCUGUGUACAAUGGAUGAACAUAAAGGCCAUGAUACAGUGUCAGCUGCAGCAGAGAGGACUGAGAAACAGAGGCAGCUGGGGAUGAGUCAGAAGAAGGUCCAGCAGAGAUUCCAGCAAAGAGAGAAGGAGCUGAAGAAUCUCCAAAAAGCUGUGAAGUCUUUCAAGCGCUCUGCACAGGCAGCAGUGGAGGACAGUGAUCAGAUCUUUACUGAGCUGAUCCGCUCCAUUGAGAGAAGGAGCUCUGAGGUGAAGGAGCUGAUCAGAGCCCAAGAGAAGGCUCAAGUGAGUCAAGCUGAAGGACUCCUGGAGCAACUGAAGCAGGAGAUAGCUGAGCUGAGGAAGAGAAGCACUGAGCUGAAGCAGCUCUCACACACAGAGGAUCACAUCAAUUUCCUCCAGAGUUAUCAGUCUCUCUCCAGUAUCAGUGUAUCUUCAGACUUACCCAGCAUCGUUGUCCGUCCUCUUCAGUACUUUGGAGAUGUGAGUAAGACUGUGUCUGAACUGAGAGAGAAACUAGAAGACUUCCUUAAAGGAGAAUGGACCAAGAUCUCCACUACAGUGAAUUUAGUGGAUGUUGUACUGCCUCCAGAGCCCAAGACCAGAGAACAGUUGUUACGAUAUUCCUGUCAGCUCACACUGGACCCAAACACAGCAUACACACACCUCUCUCUGUCUGAAGGGAACAGAAAGGUGACCUGUACAGCCCAAGUCAAACCAUAUCCUGACCAUCCAGACAGAUUCACCAACAACUGGCAGGUUCUGUGUAGAGAGGGUCUGUCUGGACGCUGUUACUGGGAGGUGGAGUGGACUGGUUAUGUUGAUACAGCAGUCUCAUAUAAAGAUAUCAGCAGAACAGAGGAAGAUGGUGAAUUUGGAGACAAUAACAAGUCCUGGAGUUUACAUUACUAUAGUGGUGGUUAUUGUUUCAGACACAAUAGUGUUGAGACUAAAGUAUCAGGCCCUCAGUCCUCCAGAGUAGGAGUGUACCUGGAUCACAAGGCAGGUACUCUGUCCUUCUACAGUGUCUCUGACACAAUGACCCUCCUCCACAGAGUCCAGACCACAUUCACUCAGCCCCUUUAUCCUGGGUUUUGUCUCAAUGGUACUGCUGAGCUGGUUAAACUGUAGUAGGGUCCACAUAGAUACUAGUCAUGCUGGAGUAGUCUAUAGCUAAGCUAGUUAAACUGUAGUAGGGUCCACAUAGAUACUAGUCAUGCUGGUGUAGUCUAUAGCUGAGCUGGUUAAACUGUAGUAGGGUCCACAUAGAUACUAGUCAUGC
Messenger RNA from Salvelinus namaycush (lake trout), 1882 nucleotides. RefSeq names its product tripartite motif-containing protein 16-like. NCBI's taxonomy places the organism in Eukaryota, Metazoa, Chordata, Actinopteri, Salmoniformes, Salmonidae. Gene Ontology annotation, molecular function: protein binding; zinc ion binding. The coding region runs from base 76 to 1731 and encodes 551 amino acids. The transcript has 6 exons. The record is from RefSeq and is a predicted model, not a curated record.